Pneumocystis murina B123 is the source of this 738-nucleotide messenger RNA. RefSeq lists its product as hypothetical. Gene Ontology annotation, molecular function: ubiquitin binding; ubiquitin conjugating enzyme binding. The coding region runs from base 13 to 738 and encodes 241 amino acids. The record is from RefSeq and is a predicted model, not a curated record. Lineage: Eukaryota; Fungi; Ascomycota; Pneumocystomycetes; Pneumocystales; Pneumocystaceae. The transcript has 6 exons. Gene Ontology annotation, cellular component: cytoplasm. Gene Ontology annotation, biological process: ubiquitin-dependent protein catabolic process.
AGAAUUUCUACUAUGGAAGAUAUAAAUAUAGAUGAAAAUAGUUCUUCUCAAGCUUUUUUUCCAAAAAAAAAUCAAGAAAUAUCUAUUGAUGUGUUAAAAGAAGCAUUUCCAGAUAUCGACGAAAAAGUAUUGAAUGCAGUUCUUAUAGCUAGUAAUUAUUCAAUUGAAUCAUCACUUAAUGCACUUUUAAGUAUCAGUGAUUCAAAUUAUAAGCCAGAAAUACCAAUACAAACACAUUCUGGAAAUGAUAUAGUUUCUGAUAUUAUGAAAUUUCAUCAAAUUGAAAACGAUUAUAGAUAUGCUUGCCAUUUGGCUCAGAUAACACAAAACCCAUUAAAUGGUAGAAGAAAUAGAUAUAUUCCACAUUAUGACAAUAAGAAAGAAUAUUCUUUUAUUAGUGAAGAAUUAUCAGCUAUUUAUGGAAACAUAAAACAAGGAUUUGGCGAAGCAAAAACAAAAGUUUCUAGCUUUUUUUCUAAUAUUAAAAAACGAAUUGAUAAUGAUGUGUCAUUUAAUGAAAAAAAGAAUAAUUUUUCUGACCCUUCUUCAAAAAAAUCUACUGAGAUGCCAAAGACAUCUUUUGAUGAUUCUGAUAUAACGUUAUUUGCACUUGAAGAAGAUUUUGUUCAUUUGGAUUUAGAAGACAAUAAAAAGGCCUCUCAAAGGCUACUAUCAAACUCGUGUUCUAAAAAUGAUUCAGACCAGAAUUUAAAAAAAAAUAACGAUCAUACAAUUUAA